Molecule: messenger RNA, 573 nt
Organism: Bactrocera tryoni
Lineage: Eukaryota; Metazoa; Arthropoda; Insecta; Diptera; Tephritidae
Exons: 1
Coding region: 1-573 (190 amino acids)
Source: RefSeq, a predicted model, not a curated record
AUGCAUAAUGAUGCUGAAAUAGCUGACAGUGGGAAACCUGAAAUAAUAGAAUAUUAUAAUCGUACCAAAGGUGGUGUUGAUCGAAUGGACCAAAUGUUUGCGGAAUAUCCAACACAAAGACAAACAAAACGAUGGCCACUAGCGAUGUUCUUCAACAUGUUGGACAUUACAGCUCUUGCAGCCUACAUUGUCUACGAUUUGAAUAACCCUAUGUUGCCUUGGAAAACAAACAACAAGCGUAAGCAGAUCCUUCGCAGCUUGGCUGAAGCAUUGUGCAUGCCCAUUAUUAAAGCCAGAGCCAUAAAUCGUCAAGUGACGCGAAAUUUUUCGACUAAAAUUGCUAUUGAAGCAUAUUUCAACCGACCGGUGAAAUCAGCGGUGUCAACAGCAGCAUCAACAUCUGCCGCAGCGCGCACGUCAAAACCUGUGUCCGGAUCUUGCUAUUUAUGUUACGCACAAGAGGAAAAACGCCGUAGAAAAACCAGAAAGCUGUGCGCCAAAUGUAAGAAGCCAAUGUGUCUUGAACAUUCGGUCACAUCAACAAAUUGCUCUAUUUGCCAUGAUUUUCCUUAG